Durio zibethinus is the source of this 2768-nucleotide messenger RNA. Its product is annotated as putative LRR receptor-like serine/threonine-protein kinase At3g47570. Gene Ontology annotation, molecular function: ATP binding; protein kinase activity; protein binding. The record is from RefSeq and is a predicted model, not a curated record. Lineage: Eukaryota; Viridiplantae; Streptophyta; Magnoliopsida; Malvales; Malvaceae. Gene Ontology annotation, biological process: protein phosphorylation.
UAAAGAAAAUAAAAUUCUCACAUAAAUGGAAAACAUUUUAAGCAUAUACUAGAAACCUUAUAAUAUUUUCUUUUCUCCCUUCCUUUCUUGUACCUUCUUUUUUUCUUUUACUUUUCUUUUUCCUCUUUAGUACUUUAUUAUACGAAAGUAUGGAGCCUUUUAAUCAUUAUAAAUAAGAAAAAAUUAUAAAUUAGAUAUAUAUAUAUAUAUUCCAGAUCAUCAAACAAGAAAACCUUGAAGUUGUUUCCUAUUUAUAAUUGUUUCAUGCUCUUCCUCACUCACAUUUGUAGAUGUAAGCAUUGCAUUCACUUCAGCUUGCAUCAUAGAUUCAUGAAAAACACAACAAAGCAAAAGAAUUAAUUUAUUUUUUGUAUGGAAAGAUGCAAACUUUUUUUUUGUCUUUUUAGGUAAAUUACCAUACAUGAGCUCUGCUUCAAAUCUUGAGGUGCUUUACUUAUGGGGCAAUAAUCUCAGUGGAAAUAUUCCUGGUUCUAUCUCUAAUGUUUCUAAGCUCAGAAUCCUAGAAUUAGAACAAAACUCAUUCUUUGGCCUUAUUCCAGAUGCACUUGGCAAUUUGAGGUUCCUUGAGACCUUGCACCUUUGGUCGAAUCACUUGACCACCAAAACUUCAACUCAUGAGUGGAGCUUUCUCAAUUCCUUGGCAAAUUGCAGGCAUCUAAGAAUUUUAGAACUAUCAUUGAACCCAUUGAAUGGCAUUCUUCCAACUUCUAUCUCAAAUCUUUCCACAUCACUUCAACAAUUGUGGGUCAAUCAUUGCAAAAUUAGAGGCAGCAUUCCCAUGGAAAUCGGUAGCUUAAGUAACGCUAUAUUGUUAGACCUUUCCUCUAAUAAAUUGAGUGGACCUAUUCCAACAACAAUAGGAAGGCUAAAAAAUCUCCAACUUUUGCAUCUUUAUGGAAAUAAGUUACAGGGCUUUAUACCACAUGAUCUUUGUGGUUUGAAGGGAUUGUACAAAUUAUCAUUAGGUGACAAUGAGCUUGAUGGGCCUUUACCGACAUGUUUCUCUGAUUUGACUUCUCUGAGAUAUCUAUACUUGUUCUCCAACAAAUUGCAUUCAACAAUACCUUUAACUUUUUGGAGCCUUAAAGAUAUCUUAGAAAUAGACUUGUCAUCAAACAAUCUUAGCGGUUCACUUCCACUUGACAUUGGAAAUUUGAAGGUACUUAUCUCUUUGAAAUUGUCAAGGAAUUUAUUAUCAAGUGAUAUUCCUCCCACAAUUGGAAGUCUUCAUGAUCUACAGGUUUUGAAUCUUGCUAGUAAUAGAUUACAAGGUCCUAUUCCUGAAUCAUUCGGUGACUUGAUGAGUUUGAAAAGUUUGGAUUUAUCUAACAACAAUUUCUCUGGAAUCAUUCCAAAGUCUUUGGAAAGACUUUAUGAUCUCAAUUAUUUUAAUGUGUCUUUCAAUAGAUUAGAAGGGGAAAUCCCAAGUGGAGGUCCCUUUUUAAACUUCACGGCCAAAUCAUUCAUGAAAAAUUAUGCACUCUGUGGUUCACCUAGACUACAAGUCUCACCUUGCAAAAAUAAAAUCCAUCGGAAAUUCAAGAAGACCGCUCUACAUGCUUUGAGGUAUGUUUUACCAACAUUUGCUUCAAUAAUAAUAGUUAUAGCAGUCAUAAUUGUCUACAAAAAAAAGCAGCAGGGGAAUAUGAAUUUGGCGAUUGUUGAAGAUUUAAUUCCUGUCGAGAAAUGGAGAAGAAUUUCCUACAAUCAGCUAUUGGAAGGGACUAAUGGAUUUAGUGAAAACAACUUACUGGGUUCAGGAAGUUUUGGCUCUGUAUACAAAGGAAUACUUUUAGAUGGGACAAAUGUUGCAAUAAAAGCUUUUAAUUUGCAAAUAGAUGGAGCAUUUAGGAGUUUUGAGAUUGAAUGUGAAGUGAUGAGCAAUAUCUUUCACCGCAAUCUUGUUAAGGUCAUUAGUUGUUGUUCUACUAUUGACUUCAAAGCCUUAGUGCUUGAAUUCAUGCCUAAUGGGAGCCUUGAGAAAUGGUUAUAUUCUUACAAUUAUUUCUUGGAUAUCCUGCAAAGAAUCAACAUAAUGAUGGAUGUUGCAUCAGCAUUAGAAUACCUCCAUUUGGGACAUCCAACACCUAUAAUCCAUUGUGACCUAAAACCAAGUAAUGUCUUACUAGACAAAGACAUGGUUGCUCAUGUGGGAGAUUUUGGCAUUUCCAAAUUGUUGGGAGAAGAAGAUUCUAUGAAACAAACAAUGACACUUGCCACUAUUGGCUACAUGGCACCAGAAUAUGGAUCAGCAGGAAUUAUUUCUAUUAAAAGUGAUGUUUAUAGUUAUGGUAUUCUACUAAUGGAAAUUUUCACAAGAAAGAGGCCCACUGAUGAAUCUUUUGCUGGAGAAAUGAGUAUGAGACAUUGGGUGAAAAUGUCACUAUCUAAUGGAAUAAUUGAUGUAGCGGACUCCAGUUUAGUGCAUAAAGAGGAUGAAUAUUUUGUUGUCAAAGUGAAUUGUAUAUCGUCCAUCAUGGCGUUAGCUUUGGAUUGUUCAUCUGACUUACCUGAAAACAGGAUAAAUAUGAAGGAUGUUGUUUCCAUGCUCAAAAAUAUCAAAAGAGAGUUUUUGAAAAACAUGGAGAAGGAUUAAUAAAGUAAGAUACACAAUUGUUUGUAUAUAGUUUAAGAUUAUUGAAAAGUACAUAGAAUGCCUCUAACUACCUUUCAAGACAAUUUUCAUUUGAACUUUAUAUUUUUCUUGCAGGCCAUUGGCAGAACAGCUAUGUAUUUUGUGUCCAUAU